Molecule: messenger RNA, 330 nt
Organism: Symbiodinium necroappetens
Lineage: Eukaryota; Dinophyceae; Suessiales; Symbiodiniaceae
Source: the annotation of a GenBank genome assembly
AUGCCAAUCUAUAUCGCCAUCGGCUAUGGUGACCGGGCUGGCUACGACCGGACCCCGGAACACAUCAGACAGGCAGCCCACGAUCACGAUGCAUGGCUCAAACAGCGCGGCGUCACAAUGGGCAUCGCCGGAACGCCGGUCCAGGUGCGCAACCCCAACGGAGGCGGCGUCCAGACCGAACCCGGCCCCUACCUCUCGGCGGGCCUGCCGAUCGCCGGUUUUUCGAUCAUCAAAGCAAACGACAUGGACGAAGCUGUCGCACUUGCCGCGAAAUCGCCCUGCGCCGUCGCCCACGACGUUGUCGAAAUCUGGCCGCUCAACGAGGGCUAG